Pectinophora gossypiella (pink bollworm) is the source of this 1458-nucleotide messenger RNA. Its product is annotated as mitochondrial GTPase 1. Gene Ontology annotation, molecular function: GTPase activity; GTP binding. Lineage: Eukaryota; Metazoa; Arthropoda; Insecta; Lepidoptera; Gelechiidae. Gene Ontology annotation, cellular component: mitochondrion. Bases 207 to 1220 code for a protein of 337 amino acids. The transcript has 3 exons. The record is from RefSeq and is a predicted model, not a curated record.
AUAAAUGUCAAAAACAGGUGACGGACUACCUUUUCAAGGUUAUGUUUUUAAAAGUUUUCCUUGGUGCCAAACUAAUCUCUUAACUGUGUUCGUAACGUGUACUAUAUGUUUCCGUCGAAAUAUAUAGGCUAUUUUUCGAUAGUGAUAACAAUUUUCCAGUGCACAACAUAACCUAAAAAUUGGAUCAAAACAAACACUACUCUGAAAUGGCUACAAAGUUCGACGCAGCGGCUUAUAAUUUCCGUAAGAAACUACCCUUUGUCAGUAAAGACUUAUUAAGAUGGUUCCCAGGACAUAUGAACAAGGGUAUGAAACAGAUGCAGAGAAAAUUAAAGUCUGUUGAUUGCGUUAUAGAGGUACACGACGCUAGAAUACCUUUUUCUGGUCGAAAUGCGAUGUUUACUAGCACUUUACUGGGAGCAAAACCUCACAUACUGGUCCUAAACAAGAAAGAUUUAACGGUGAAGUCAUUAAUACCUAAAAUAAAGGACAAAUUGAAGUCAGAACAGAAUAUACAGAACAUAGUAUUUACGAAUAGCAAAGACCAACACUGCCGUGGUGUUAAGACGCUAAAACCGUUGCUGGUCGACUUAAUUAAAGGCUCGAAUAGAUACAACAGAAGUGAGGAGUUAGAUUACAAUGUUAUGAUCAUUGGGGUACCGAAUGUUGGCAAGUCAUCGCUGAUCAACAUGAUGAGGUCUACGUAUAUGAACACCAGGCAUGUCCUGCCCGUGGGAGCUGUUGCUGGAGUCACAAGAAGCGUUCAGACCAAGAUGAGAAUCAACAAUGACCCGAAAAUAUUCAUGUUCGAUACUCCAGGCAUCCUGGAACCAUCAGUAUCAGAUGUGGAGAUGGGCCUGAAGUUGGCCCUGUGCGCGUCACUGCAAGACCAUCUUGUCGGUGAGGAGACCAUAGCAGACUACCUAUUGUUCUGGCUAAAUAGUCACGGGCACUUCAACUAUGUUGAGUACAUGGGGUUGGAGGAACCGUGUGACGAUAUUAAUAAGGUCCUCAUAGCUGGAGCUUUGAAGUUCAACAGGAUCCGAAGAACUCGGAACUAUGACAACACGAUGAGGGACGUACCGGACCUGAUGGAGUCAGCGAGAACUAUGAUCAAGGCGUUCAGAACUGGAGAACUCGGGAAGACCUUUCUAGACAUUGACAUGUUACAAUUUGAUAAAGAACUGGAUAAAAGAGAGCAUGAACGACAAUUAGCGUAGAUAGAGUUUGCAAUAAGAUAGUUGUACAAUUAGCGUAGAUAGAGUUUGCAAUAAGGUAGUUGUUUAUCUAUUCAACACAAGCUCACGACUAUAUCCCAAUCGGGAUAGUCAGUACCAUCGCAAGAUGAACUAACCCAUACCUCACUGAGCUUUCUAUGACCAACGUGAGAGGUGGUGAGCCGUAUCGCCGUCUAUAAUGGUCGAGACAAAUUCAAGGAUAAUAAAGAUCUUUAUAAUU